Vidua macroura (Pin-tailed whydah) is the source of this 4767-nucleotide messenger RNA. RefSeq names its product mitochondrial antiviral signaling protein (gene MAVS). The record is from RefSeq and is a predicted model, not a curated record. Lineage: Eukaryota; Metazoa; Chordata; Aves; Passeriformes; Viduidae. Bases 494 to 2398 code for a protein of 634 amino acids. The transcript is spliced from 7 exons.
GGCCGUGAGGGCAGCGGGGAGGGGACACCGGGGCCGCGCCCACCCCCACGGCCGCCACGGCCCCGGCCGCCACCCCCGGCCGCUCUGCCAGGGGGAUCUGCGGGCGGAGAACUUCCUGGAGAUCCCCCGGGAGCUGAAGGUCGCGCUGAGGGCGGGGGGGCCCCCAUGGUGAGGGCGCGCAGAGCCACGUCGCGGCCUGCGGGCCGCUGUUCCCUGUGGAAGGAGCUCUGUGCCUUCCCCUUUGGUUUUUGCAUUGCUUAUGCGGGAUUCCGGCUGUGGCCUCUGGCGCUUGUCUUGGCCGUGUCGCCUGUUUUUCCCUGUCGGCUGUCGUGACCCUGCCGCCAGGCCGGCUCCCAACCCGCCGGCUGAAUCCGAACAAGCAGAAUGGGAAUAAAUAAACACGGCGUGGGCGACGGUAGGAAGAAGCGAGGUCUGUGGAAGUGAAGCUGAGCGUUGAACUUAAACCCAAACGAUUUUUCUGUGCUGAGCCAGGAUGGGUUUGGCUGAGGACAAAGUGUACACCCAUAUUACGAGAAACCUCAAGAAGUUCGGGACUAUCCGAGUGGCGUCGCUGGCCGAUUCCCUGACCUGCCUGGUCGAUUCUGACAGAGAUGAACUCCUCGCCCGGGAGGAGACACGGGGCAACCAGGCAGCAGUCUUUAGGUUCUAUCAGCACCUGAGGUGCCGGAAGGGCUGGGUGCAGGAUCUCAUCCAGGCGCUGCACCAGAACAACGCAGGGCACUUGGCCGAUGAGCUGCAGGAAAUCUAUGAUACCUGGCAACCUCGACCUCGCUCCUCAGCUCCUGCUGGUGCCUCCUCCCUUCCCAGUGAUGUCCAUCCCACCACCUCCUCCAUCAGUGCCCAGACACCAUCCCAGGGGCCAAAUCCUGCCCCGUUGGCUGCGCAGCCACGCCGAGACCUGACCACUGGUGACCAUCCACCUGUCCUGCCCAGUGCUGCCACCACCAUGAGCACGGAGCUGGAGGCCAGACUGCCGGUGCAGGAAUUGCUCCCCAAAAAACUCCCGGAGCAAGAGAAUGCCCGGCCAGUUCCACCUGGGAGCAAAGUCCAUGGCGGAGUGAGCGGUGGGCACAGCGGAGAGGGGAAUCUCUCGCACCCCUCCAGGACCGUGCCGGUGUCAGCGGGGACGCCAGAGGUGGAAGUGCCACCAGCCGUGUCCCCAGAGCAGGGCCGGGACUGGCUGAGCCGCCGGCCGGUGUGUGUGGACAACGGGUUUUUCGGGAAUGCCAACCACCUGCACCGCGGCACGCCGGGCCUGGCCCUGGGCAGGUCUGUUCCAUCGAGGGAUGCGGGUGCCACUCAGAGCCCUGGGCAGGCCAGGAACGAGCCCGAAGAGAGCUCGGAUAUCUUCACAGAGUCACCACCAAGGCUGGAGGGAGCCACUCGUGGUGUGGGGCAGCAGCCCCCAAACUCAGUGCCAGAAAAGCAGCCUGUGCCAAGCUCUGGGCAUGGUGAGCCCACGGGCAGCUUCGUGGAUGUGCGCAGCCCCCUCCUCAUACAGGAGCAGUUUGAUGUGGAGAAGAAGCGGGUUGGGAUGCUGCGAGAGCACCCAGGGAGUGGAGGUGCUCCGAUGGAAACAACUACCCUGGGUGCUACCCCUGUGCCCAGAGACACUUUCCCAUCCCGUGACACCUCUGUGAAGUCUCUUACUCAAGAGAAGAAACUGCCCAGUGGGAACACAGCCAUGAGCACCCCCUCUGUGCCAACGAAGGAGAAAGUGCUCCCGGCCUCAGCAAACCCUGUCCUGGGCACAGCUGUGGUAGGCAGCUCCGAAGGCGUGGCUGGGAGAUCAGCUUCCCGGGUGAGCUGUGCCACGAGCAUCUGGGCAUCUCACAGUGAUGAGGAGAGGGAAGAGGAGCUCCACAAGCCGGGCGUCCUCGUGUCCAUGCCUCGGGGCAGCCCAGAGGUGGCCGGCAGAUGCCCGAGCUCUCGGGAGCCCAGCAACCCCUGUUCCACCACCUCCAGUAGCCUUGGCCUCAGCAGCGACCCAGUCCUGGUGAGCAGGGAUAGCCUGAGCUCAGGAGCAGCGUUCCCCAGAGUCUCCUCGGUUCCUGCAGGCCCCAGAGAAAAGGAGGCAUCUGGAGCAAGCAGAGACUCCUGUCCUGCUCCGAGCUGGAACAGCACCUCCCUGGCUACCCAUGAGGUCCGUGUAGAUCAUCACCCCAGCGUCCAGCUUGGAGCCGGCAGCGACGGAGUCAGGCCCCUCGGAAGCUCCGUGAAUCCCAGCUCUGGCAGUGGCCGUGAUGCUGCCACCAGCUCACCUCAGGCCAGAGUCCCAAAGGGGGACAGCAGUGGCCUGUCCCUGCUGUACAUCCUUCCAGCCGUCGGCGUCAUUUCUGCCGUGGCAUUCGCGGUGUACAUCCGGCUGCGGAAAUAGUGCAUGGCAUGCCACGACCGUGACGCAGCCAAGGAGAUUCCUCUGGCAACAGGAUUUUGGCCAACGCAUUUGAAGCCUGAAGAGUAGCAAGGGGCAGUAGGGACGUUGUUAUAUCUUUUUCUGGAAGGUUCUGCUGGAAGAGGCCUUGGUACAUGAUGCUGUUGGGUUGGGUUCAUUCCCUCCAAUUUCCCAACCAUCUUCUUCGCUGUAGCCUUCUCUUUUCCUCCGCCCCUGGAUUAGAAGAUCCCACUCCAAAAUGAUCCAUUGAGUCAAAAAGGAAAGCACUCUUGCUGAUUCUUCAUGUCUUUCUUGUUUGGUCCCAGGAGGCUUCAGGGAAACAUAUACUGGUGAUCCAAAGGGUGACCUCCAGGUCCCUUGUGCAGUGCAGCCAGGAGAGGUUGCGCAGAUAUCCAAUAACAGCAGAGCUGAUUUUCUUGGCUCUGCUCCUCUUGGCUUGAAAAUGUACCCAAGGGUGGGUGCAGCAGCCUCCACUGGACAUCUCAUGUUCAGUUUGCCUUACUUGGUGUCUCUGGGAUUACUUCUUGUAGUACUGACCCUGGGGAUAAACAUGAGGGUCAGGAAAGAUCUGCAUCGAACCAACAUUAUCAAGGAUCAGCCUCAUUUCACCCACGCCAGGCAGGGAAAGGGGUUUCUGAUUUAAGAGGAAUGUUUCAGGCAAUGCCAGUUUCAAGCAGACUUGGUCCCACAAAAUGUUGUUGGGUGUCUUUGAUUUUUAGGCUGGAUUUUUGGAGCUUGGUUGGAAGGGUAGGUGGAGUUCUCGCCCCUCCUGAUACCUGUUACAUGGGGUAGGGGUAUAGGAACCUUCUGCCCAGGCUGGGACACAAACAGGAUCAACUGUGCACUGCAGGGAGGCCACACCAGAGUCUGAGAUGCUCUGAGCUAUGAGGGAGACCUUGUAGCACCUUCCAGUGUCUAAAGGGCUUGGAACAAACUGGUCUUGGGGAAGGUGUCCCUGCCUUGGCAGAGGGCUGGGAUGAGAUGCUCAUUAAUGGCCCUUCCAACCCCAGCCAUUCUGUGAUUCUAAAAUACGGCGAAGCAAUGAAAAAGCAGCAGCCUGGAGUAGUUAUGUUGCUCCAGGUUGCUCCAAGCCCCAUUCAGCUUGGCCUUGAACUCUUCCAGGGAUGGGGCAGCCACAGCUGCUCUGGACAACCCGUGUCAGUGUUUCACUACUCUCACAGGGUGUUCUUCCCUGUAUCCCAUCUAUCCCUGCCCUCUGACAGUGGGAAGCCAUUCCCCUUUGUGCUUUCACUCCAGGUCCUUGUCCAAAGUCCCUCUCCAGGUCUCUUGUAGCCUGUUUAGAUACUGGAAGCUGCUGGAAGGUCUCUUCCGAGUGGUCUCCAGUGGAACACUCCCAACUCUCCCAGCCUGGCUCCAGAGCAGAGGGGCUCAGUUCUGUGGCCUCCUCUGGACUCACUCCAGCAGUUCCACAUCCUUCUUAUGUUGGACACAGCACUGCAGGUGGGGUCUCACCUGAUUAGAACAGAGGAGCAGAAUCACUUAAUCCCCCUGUAUCCAGUAAUUUAUUCAUCCUAAAUUCCUGCCAUCAGCACAACUUCCCAAAAUCCACUCUUCCUGCUGGCAGGGAGUUCAGCCCUCUGGGGCCUGGCUGCAAAGUGCAGCCAUCACACCUGGAGCUUGGCCUGUGGUGGGAAAGGUCACUCAGCCCUCAAUGGCUGCUCCACCCUCCCAAUAGUUUCCUUCUGCUCAAAAAUCCAAGAAGUGCCUCCAUAAAACUAAGGACAGCCAAUAGAUGCAAGAGGGAGGUGUCGACUGUGGUGUGUCAGGGCUGCUUUCCAGAAGAGCUUGAGGUGUUCAUUCCUUGCUCAGUGCCUGCUGCUGAAGGAGGAAGGGACAGUCCUUAAAACACACUCCAUCCCUCUGCCAGGAGAGGGAAUAUGGGGACUGCUCUUCCCAUUAAAAAUAAAACAGUUAUCACUCCCUAACAGGAGGGACAGGGAGGGACUUGCUUUCUCCACACUUUCUGUAAUUCAGGGCAGAUCCAUGAGAUCCCAAAGCAGCUGCAUCCAUACCAAGGCACUCUUCUCUGAUGCUUUACUUGCCUGUGAAAUUCUUCCCAUGUAUUUCCAUAUAUUUAAGCAACAGCUUGUAUGCUUUGCCUUUUCAUGUCAGAUUUCUCUUGUGAAACAGCUGGUUUGUCACCACCUCAGAGUGGGGAAAGCACAUGUUCAGAUUGCUGCUGUGAAGUGCCAGGAUUUUCACAGUUGUUACGUAGCACUUUAAAGCCUCAUUGGCAGGAGAUGGUGCAGGAGGGAGCUGUCCUAGCACAUUUUUUUACUAACAGGCUAAAAAGCCUUUUACUAACUAUAAUAAAUUGGUUUGAUGCUUCA